GUGUGUGUGUGUCCUGUUGGUGGUAGUGUUGGUGGUUAAAAAGCAAUUUGGGACUUCCUCUUUGAACAGUUGCCUUUUCCUCUCACAGAAGGAAGAUUUCAUUUUGUUUGAAACGAGAAACCAAACCACACACCAAAGAGAGGGGUAUGAUGGCUAAGAAGCCCCCAAAACCAGCCCCUCGCAGGAUCUUCCAGGAAAGGUUAAAGAUUACUGCUCUACCUUUGUACUUUGAAGGUUUUUUAUUAAUCAAGAGGUCAGGAUACCGGGAGUAUGAGCAUUACUGGACAGAGUUGAGAGGAACUACUCUUUUCUUUUAUACCGAGAAAAAGAGUAUAAUAUAUGUUGACAAAUUAGACAUAGUAGACCUCACAUGCCUUACUGAGCAGAAUUCAACUGAAAAGAAUUGUGCGAAAUUCACCCUUGUUUUGCCGAAAGAGGAAGUACAACUGAAGACAGAGAACACAGAAAGUGGGGAAGAAUGGAGAGGCUUCAUUCUUACAGUAACAGAGCUGUCAGUUCCCCAAAAUGUGUCACUCCUACCUGGGCAAGUAAUUAAACUGCAUGAAGUCCUAGAGAGAGAAAAGAAAAGGAGGAUUGAGACAGAGCAGAGUACGUCCGUGGAAAAAGAGAAGGAACCAACUGAAGAUUAUGUGGAUGUACUGAACCCUAUGCCAGCAUGUUUUUAUACAGUGUCCCGGAAAGAGGCAACUGAGAUGCUCCAGAAGAACCCUUCUUUGGGAAAUAUGAUCCUGAGGCCUGGUAGUGACAGUAGAAACUACUCCAUCACUAUUCGGCAGGAGAUAGACAUUCCAAGAAUCAAGCACUACAAAGUGAUGAGCGUAGGACAAAACUACACUAUUGAACUGGAAAAACCUGUAACACUCCCAAACCUUUUCAGUGUCAUUGAUUAUUUUGUGAAGGAGACUCGAGGAAAUUUAAGACCAUUUAUAUGUUCAACUGAUGAAAACACUGGUCAAGAACCCAGUAUGGAAGGGAGAAGUGAAAAGUUGAAGAAAAAUCCACACAUUGCAUGAAAUACAAUGUGAAAGCUCCUUUGUGUAUCUUGGUAAUUUAUAUUUUCAAAACGAAGUUCUUACUUUUAAAGAGAAUUACCUAUAUUCUCCUGAUACUGAUUACCAAGUCAUUCACCCGAACACCAGAAUUAGAAUUAAACAUUGUACCAUACAAUUUCAUUAUCUUAUCAGAAUGAAACCAAUUCACAGGGAAACUAGAGACUACGGCUGUGGUGGUAACCUGCAGAUAUACACAUUCCCAUGCACUGACAUAAGUUGAAAACACAUAGUACUUUCUAGAUGGAAUUUUUUUCUUUAGGCCUCAAUGAAAUACAUUUCCCCUAUAUAAUUCCAACAGCAGUUUCUCUAGUUCUAAAUUCUACCAAUUCCCAAAAAACCUAAGUUUUGCUGAAAUCUGAUUUGACCAAUUUAUCAAAUGUCAUUUUAAUUACCUAGCUGGAAGUUAGAGACAUGAAAUGUACUAGAGGAGCCCUUUUCCAAUGGAAAUAUUAUAUACCACAUUUUUUGUUAAUGGAAAUAAAUGUCUCCAUUCCCAUGUUUUUCCCUGGUGUCAUCUUUUUGCCACUCAAAAUCAGCCCAUUAUUUCCUUACAAAGAUCGUGAAAGGCUGUAUCAUCAUCUUGUGUCGUAAGUACGAUGAGCCUGAUUAUAAGUACCCGGAGUUCUUAAAAAUAUGGAACCAUCAGCCCCAGACUGCAUCUACUGAAUCAAAAUAACGGAUAUUUUUUCAUAAUUUUUUUCUUCAAAAGCAAACUUUUAAAUUGAUUUUGAUGGUUAUCAAUUUGGGAAUCACACAAUCAACUAAGAAUGAAAAGAUAUGGUCUAUAUUCUACAGGGGAAAGACUAUGUGAGACAGAGGGAGAAAACAGCCAUUGACAACUCAAGGAGAGAGGCCUCGGGGGGAAAAAAAGAUCAACCUGGCCAAAACCUUGAAAAUCCGGCUUCUUGACUUGUGAGAAAAUAAAUUUGUGUUCCUUAA
Messenger RNA from Pan troglodytes (chimpanzee), 2012 nucleotides. RefSeq names its product signal transducing adaptor family member 1 (gene STAP1). The record is from RefSeq and is a predicted model, not a curated record. The coding region runs from base 147 to 1034 and encodes 295 amino acids. NCBI's taxonomy places the organism in Eukaryota, Metazoa, Chordata, Mammalia, Primates, Hominidae. The transcript is spliced from 9 exons. Gene Ontology annotation, molecular function: protein kinase binding; signaling adaptor activity. Gene Ontology annotation, biological process: cell surface receptor protein tyrosine kinase signaling pathway; positive regulation of B cell receptor signaling pathway.